UUGAUUGUUGAACAUAAGGCGGAAAAUACAAAUCUGUAGUGUACUAGAACCUUCUGCACUACCACCAUAAGACAGACUAGUAGAUCCAAGAAAAAAAAGUGUGUAAUCGUAAUGGGGGAAAAACCGGUGAUGGUGGUGGGGCUGGAUGACAGCGAACACAGUUUUUAUGCAUUAGAGUGGACUUUGGAACACUUGUUUGGAUCUUCACCUCCUCCUUUCAAACUCCUCAUCGUUCACGCCAAACCUACUGCUACUUCCGCCAUCGGCCUCGCUGGUCCUGGGGGUGCCGAUGUUUUGCCCUAUGUCGAGGCUGAUUUGAGGAAGAUCUCUUCAAGGAUUGCCGAAAAAGCUAAGAAGAUUUGUUCUGCUAAAUCGGUAAACGAUGUUGUAGUUGAGAUUGUGGAAGGUGAUGCUAGGAGUGUCUUGUGUGAUGCUGUAGAGAAGCAUCAUGCCUCUAUGUUAGUUGUUGGUAGUCAUGGUUAUGGAGUUCUGAAGAGGACUGUUUUGGGCAGUGUAAGUGACUACUGUGCUCACCACGCCCACUGCAGUGUGAUGAUUGUGAAGCGCCCAAAGAUCAAGGCUUGAGAUUCUUCUUGUCUGAACAAGUUGUAGAGUUUAUUACUACUUUGUUAUCUAUUGCUCCUAGUGGGGAACCAUUUGGUUGAUGGUGUGUAUUUAUCCUAUAUCUUCCAAUGUAAAAGUUCUGCUGUGUAAACAUUAUUGUGGAUAAAUUUCAGAGUGUGUAUAAUAAUAAAUCAUGAUUGAUAA
Solanum stenotomum is the source of this 768-nucleotide messenger RNA. RefSeq names its product universal stress protein PHOS34-like. The transcript has 4 exons. Bases 112 to 585 code for a protein of 157 amino acids. NCBI's taxonomy places the organism in Eukaryota, Viridiplantae, Streptophyta, Magnoliopsida, Solanales, Solanaceae. The record is from RefSeq and is a predicted model, not a curated record.